Lepidothrix coronata (blue-crowned manakin) is the source of this 667-nucleotide messenger RNA. Its product is annotated as ubiquinol-cytochrome-c reductase complex assembly factor 3-like. The record is from RefSeq and is a predicted model, not a curated record. The transcript is spliced from 2 exons. The coding region runs from base 9 to 257 and encodes 82 amino acids. Gene Ontology annotation, biological process: mitochondrial respiratory chain complex III assembly. Lineage: Eukaryota; Metazoa; Chordata; Aves; Passeriformes; Pipridae.
GGGGUUCAAUGGCGGCCGCUCGCUGGGCCCUGGCGCUCGCCCGCGGGGCCGCCCCGGUGGCGCUGGGGCUGUUUUUCUGGGUGGCGAUGGCCGGGGGCGAGCGGGACCGCCUGGACAGCCUCAAGGCCCUUCCCGAGGCGAACUCGCAGGUUUUGGCGGAGCGGCGCCGCCACAACGAGCUGAUCAUGGCGGCUCUGCGGGAGGCGGCUGAGACCGACGAGAACGUGGCGCGGCGGCCCGUGCCGUGGCGAAAGUGACGUCAGCACCGGGAGACCCACCCCUCCCCCCUCCCUCCCCCAACUCCCGGUAACGACCCCCGGUAACUGCCAGGCGGAACCGUCAGUGCGGGGCGCGGUUUGCUCACCGACUGGUUUAACUGACUGGUGUUGCCGCACGGACUCGUUUCACGUUACAUACUUCCGGCGUCGCCGUGUCCCCUCACGGGGAGGCCUCACUGCACGCGGGGUCAUCGGCGGUUCCUGGCGCCGUUCAGGCCCCGCUGCGGCGGGAGUGACGUCAGCACCGGGAGGCCUUCGGUAACGACGCCCCUAAAACCUUCCGUUAACUCCCCCCGUUAAUCAGGCGGAACCUUCGUGGCGGGACGCGGUCGCGACCGCCGCUACACGGACCCGAAUUAGCGCCGCGCACUUCCGGCGCCUCUUCCGGC